GGGACUGCGCGGAGGGCGUGUCCCUCAGUGAGGUAACGAAGCGAAUGUUGAAAUCCACAGGCCCCGGAGGAGGCAGCAGCACGCAGGCCUGCACACACGGUUCACCACACAGGGAACUCGACCCCCGUCGCUUGCAUUUCUCUUUCCCGUCUGCGGAGAGCGCGGAGGGAGGGCCGUCGCCAUGAGUCUGAACCAGAACCAGUCGGAGUCCGGCGGAGUCAUCAUCAACAACAGUGAGAGCGUGUUGAUGAACUACGACAAUGUGGAGCUGGUUUUCUGUGACGCGGACAGGCUGCCAGAAGCCUUCAGGAAGAGCAAGAAGGGCAGCAUCUUCCUAACUCCAUACAGGAUGAUCUUUGUGGCUAAAGGUCGUGAUGCUCUGCAGUCUUUUAUGAUGCCCUUCUACCUAAUGAAGGGCUGCGAGGUCAAGCAACCCGUCCUAGGAGCCAAUUACAUUAAGGGCACUGUCAGCGCAGAGCCAGGAGGUGGCUGGGAGGGCAGUGCUACUUUCAAGUUUGUCUUUGCUGCUGGAGGAGCAAUAGAGUUUGGCCAGUACAUGCUGCAGGUGGCAGCUCAGGCAUCCAGAGGUCAGCCAGUGACUCCUGAGUUCGGUGGAUGUCCCUACAUGGCCAACGGUGCCUACGCCUGCCCUCCUCCCCCUGCUAACGGGAUGUACCCAUCUGCACCUCCACCUGGUUACUCCUACCCCAACCCUCCUCCUCCAGGUGGAUUCUACCCCAGUCCUCCAGCGUUUGAUGCGUCUGCCGCCUACAUACCUCCACCCCCAUAUUCUGCUCAUCUGGGCCAGCAGCCGCCUCAUGACCCAGACCUUCCUUCCUCAGCAGCAGCGGAGGCUAAAGCAGCAGAGGCAGCAGCGAGCGCCAGCAGUGCCACGCUGCCUCCGACACAUGUGUACCUGCCACAUGAUAAGCCCCCUCCAUACUCCCCCCCAGAGGACAAGAAGAACCAGUAGACCUGCUUGAUCCCACCCUCAGUUCUGUUUCUCAUUUCUCCUUCUCUUGGUUCCUCUUCUAUUAACUUGGCAUCAAAAAGGCCGAAGUAAAAUUUUUAAACAUCCUCUCUCGUCUUCCUACUCCCCUUUCAAUUCAUCGUCUUUGGUCUUACCCAUUUCUCAUUCCAUUGCUUUUCUCACCUGAGCCGAAACCUUUCACAUUCCUUAAUAAUUUAGAUUUAUUCAUGAGCUUCUUUCUUCUCAGAAGCACCUUUACUUGAUGGAGAUUGGGACAAGUAUUAGUAGCACUCUGAGAGAGACCAGUAGAAGUUUGUUCAGGCCAAAGACGGUCUGGAUUUUGCGACUUUUUUCAAUGUAGUCGAGAAACACUUUGUGACCUGACCUGCUAUUUUAGCAUUUAUUGCCUUGUAAGUGUCACAAGAAUCAUUCCGCCACUCUAAACUCUGGAUUCAGCUCAUUUUGAAUCUUCUCUGACUGUUUAUUGAACUAAACUCAACCGAAUGAUGUUUCUUUGCUAACCUAGCCAGAGGCAAGCUGAAUGCAGUCUUUUAUUUUUCUAUCAUUUGUGUGUACAGGCUUUUAAUAUGUAGACUUUUAAAAAUGAGAUAUUUUUCUCAAGAACACUAACCUAGAUGAAAAACUAGUGUUUGUAAAGCCAGCGGCUCGCAAGGCGACCUGGUCCACUUUGAUGUGUUUUAGUGGAUGAGAGUAGCCACACAGAUUAGAGCAUUGAAGAUCUGAUCCUGGAUUAGAGCAGAGAGCGAGGGCGGCCAGGACCGGGAGGGACAAACCGCCAGGAGGGAUUAUUUCUAAUGUGCAAGAGCAGAACAGUCACCCAGUGAUAUCACUUCCUGUUUUGUCAGACUCACCGCCAACCUGCUUCACCUCUCAUUCGUCUAACAUGCGUUUUCACCAUCCUAACAGGACCAUCAGAGGAGGUUUAUUCUUUCUGUGGUUGCGAAAACAUUUGAGGUCAGCCCGAUCUCUGAGCGUCGACUCUUCCUCCCUCUGUGGUCAUUAAUCUAUAAACUGUAUCUGUGGCACAUCCGUGGCUGAUUAUUUGCACUUUCAGAAUGCUAUGCAUCGGGCCCCUGUUCGCUCUGUCAUGGCUGUGUGUAAAAUAAUAAUAAACCUCUGUAUUUAUUUCAAACUAAUUUAUUGAAUAAUUCAUGUAAAAUGGCUUAAAUAAGAAAAAGCAUGACCUCAACUGAUGAAUGUGUGCAUUGGAUUGCAUUUUAUUAAAUGGAUCUUGAUUCAUGUGGAACACAGCUGUCUUUUGUCUUUGUUUCUACACCGACAACUGCUAUCACACGCUGAUGGUGUUCCACUUUAGUGCACGAGCAUAUGUAACAUGUUCCAGAGUCAGCAGGAGGACAUAUGUUUUAAUGUCAUUCGGCCAAAUCGGCUCGGAAAUGUGCUUUUUUAUUUUUUUACUCCUCCUCAGAGUCAGUAGUCCCCGUCUGCACUUUCAGCAACUUGUGCAAAUCCACAGCAGUUUCUUAACGUAUGGUGCAGGACGUCCUGAGCCUCUAGUACCUUUACAGUGCAAAAGUCACAGCUAGGCUUUCUAUGUGCUCCCCAUUUUUAAAAACAAGACUCUGUUAAAACAGCAGAUUUCAUCACCACUCAAAUCAGCAUCACAGGUUUCACACAGUUCAGGCAGGGCAAUUACUUUGUGCAUCAAUGAUCAGAUCCCAACACAAUGCUGCUUAACAUUUACAGUAAAGAUGUACAGUUCUAUGCAUUUUGGUUUCUCUUACAUCACCUACAGAGAGGAGAUUGUAGUUUAAUAGGAAACUUAAAUGAAGCAGGAUCUCUAGCGUUGUUGUCCUGUACGCACUGACUCCAUUAUAAUAUAAACUGGCUCACAUCUUUACGUUGCCUGAAUUCUGCCAAGAGAUGAAACGAUAAGAAAAAAAAUCUGAAUGACUGCUUUCGAUGAGUGCACGACAAUAAAUAUUACAGCAAUGUAGAGAGGAAAUACAAUCUGAUAUUACAAGAAUAAAGUUGUAAUUUUAGCCUGCAUUAAGUCAUACUUUAGUAUAGAUUUCCCAAUUAACAAAAUCUUUUCGCUCAUCAGGAGUUUGAAUAGAUCGCGCAAGGAAUUUUGCCUGUUCCAAAGAAUGAACCACACAGACUUGGAGGAAGUUGUUUGUCAGUAGUUUUUUUGAAAAAUUGUGAGAUAAGCUCAAGAUUUUUGGAUUUUUAAAUCCUUGUUUUUAUAAUAUGACUAUAUCCUUGUAACAUUAUGCCUUCCUCCUCAAUUACAUGUUUAUUCUUGUAAUAUCACAACAUUAUUGACCUGAACUUUAAAAAUAAGACGUUUCAAAAUAAAAUGAAGUACCAGUAAAACCUUCAGAUUUUCAGACAGCUUGGAUGAUAGUUUGAACAGAUGGCUUCUCAUAGCAUUACAAAAACGGCCUUUUAUUUUUCUAAUACUUGCUUUGCUGCGCUGACUCAUGUAUGUGCGCAGUGUGUAUGUCUUUCCCAACCCCAGUAAUAGAGUCCUUUGUUCUAGAUUAAACUCAAUGUCCAGUGAUCUGACUCACUGAGUGAAGGAGAUGCUUCUUCUCUACCUGAGAGUAGACAUCUAUCUAAACCUGGGACUUAUUACCUACAUGCUAUGAA
Paralichthys olivaceus (Japanese flounder) is the source of this 3601-nucleotide messenger RNA. It is a transcript of the gene wbp2, whose product is annotated as WW domain binding protein 2. Lineage: Eukaryota; Metazoa; Chordata; Actinopteri; Pleuronectiformes; Paralichthyidae. The record is from RefSeq and is a predicted model, not a curated record. Gene Ontology annotation, biological process: positive regulation of DNA-templated transcription. Gene Ontology annotation, molecular function: chromatin DNA binding; transcription coactivator activity. Gene Ontology annotation, cellular component: nucleus.